Cannabis sativa is the source of this 1515-nucleotide messenger RNA. RefSeq lists its product as uncharacterized. The transcript is spliced from 2 exons. Lineage: Eukaryota; Viridiplantae; Streptophyta; Magnoliopsida; Rosales; Cannabaceae. The record is from RefSeq and is a predicted model, not a curated record. Bases 1 to 1515 code for a protein of 504 amino acids.
AUGUUCCAAGGCCUGGCCGGUCAGAAGAACAAUGACCUCGAGUUGGACCGAGCACGUGGAUCCCCUUUCUCCCUAGAGAUUAAUGUCUUAGAAUUGCCUCACAAGUUUAAGAGGCCAACCUGGAAGAUGUAUACAGGGAAGGAAGAUCCCUUUUCGCAUCUCAAGUAUUUUGAAAAGCAAAUGGACCUGCAAGGAGCACGAGGAGAUGUAUGUUGCAGAGUUUUUCCUACCACCCUCUCAGAGGCCACCCAACAAUGGUAUUUCAAGUUGGCGCUCGGAAGGUUUAACUCAUGGAAGGCUUUAUCCUCAGAAUUUCAUGCACAAUUCUCCUCUUCUCGUCAACUUCUGUUGCACUUAGAAGACUUGGUCAAAGUGAAGCGAAGACCAGGAGAACCUCUCCGAGCUUACAUCAGCAGAUUCAUGACGGAGGCAACUAAGGUUGCACGGGUGACUGAAGACGGAAAGUUGUCCGAGAUACUGGGGGACAUUGAAGUUCUUAGAGAACUUUGGAAGGACAUCAGAAAGAACAGACCAAUAGAUUCUAUGAGUGACUUCCUUGAUCGUGCGGAUGGUUUUAUCAAGCUUGAAGAAGCCAUUCAUCGAGCAGAGGUUGAGCAAAAACCUAGCCAGCCAAAAGUUCCUUCUGUUGGAACAUCCGUCCAGCUCCCCCAGUACCCUAGAAGUUCAAACUCGAGUGGUAAACGGUCCAAUAACAACAAUAGUGGGAUAAGAAAAAAUAAUCCGCACGUGCAAAAAUAUGUCAAGGCUGAUCAAAAUCAAAAGGGCGAUAACAACAAAGAUUUACUACCACCACCAGUAGAUGGACAUCUGCAAGUCAUUAUUAGAGGUCCGCACAUAGCUGGAGAUUCAGGCAAAGCCCGGGAAAGGUAUGCCCGAACAGUACAGCAUGAGCAAGAAGAAGUAGUUCUGGCCGUCGAAGAAAGGAAACCAAAAAUACCACGAGCAGGGGAGCCCACCAUAACAUUUAGUGAUGAAGAUGAUGUCAAGAUUAGUUUCCCGCACAACGACCCGUUGGUUGUGGAAGUCCAGAUAGCCAACAAGAUGGUGGCCCGAACCAUGAUAGAUAAUGGAGCCUCUACGAACAUCUUAUUCAAAGCACCGUAUGAAAAUAUGGGGCUCGAACUCAAAGACCUAACCCCCUGUCUCCAGCCCGUGUAUGGUUUCUCCGGCCAAAAUGUUACACCUCUAGGGCGAAUUCGCCUGCCCCUCACUGUUGGGCAAGCUCCGAGGAGCAUAACUAUAAUGGCACAAUUUUUAGUGUUGGACGUUCCAUCAGCAUUUAAUGUCAUGUUAGGCAGACCAGCUUUAUAUGACUUAAAAACUGUUACGUCGAUAUUCCAUUCGUGCCUUAAGUUUCCAACAAAGAAUGGGGUGGGGUGCCUGAGAGGAAAUCAACAAGUAGCUUGGGAAUGUUACAACCUUGCCCUAACCAAGGCUAAAAAGGAAGUAUCCUCUAGCCAGAGUUCGGACAAAGGGAAAAGUAUUUCCAAAUAG